AUGGGGAAGAAAAACAAAAAGAGCAAAGAAAAGCAAGAAAAGAUAAAACUCAAAAAAGAAAAGCAAAAGUUGAAGUCCUUGAAAACGAAGAAGAAAAAAAACGACAACAGUGGCAACCAUGACGUGUUAAGUGACGCAGAUUUCGAAACCAUAUGCUUGUAUUACGAAAAUUUAAAUAAAAAAGAUAAGUAUGGACAUAUAAAUGUGAACACGACAAGUAAUAAUACAUUUGUGGAGUGCGAAAAACCCAGCCCCAGGUCCAACUGUUCCGUCACGUUUAUCAACGAAGAAGAGUUCCUCCUAUUCGGUGGAGAGUACAAUAAUAACCACGAACUGCUGGCUUACAACGAUUUGUUCAAGUACAAUGUAGUGAAAGAUAAGUGGAAGUAUUAUUUCACAACAGGGAAGAAACCCAAACCGAGAUGUUCACACCAAGCGGUUUAUUUCAAUAAAAAGUUAUACAUCUUUGGGGGGGAACUAUGCACGAACACACAAUUUUUUCACUACAACGAUUUCUGGUCCUUUGACAUAAAAAAUAACACCUUUGAAGAAAUAGAAUGCAAAAACAAAAGAGACGAAAAGCCCUCCCCUAGGAGUGGCCAUCGAAUGAUUUUAUGGAAAAGCUCCAUAAUUAUGUUUGGAGGCUUUUUCGAUAAUGGGAAGACAGUAGAAUACUUUAGCGACCUUUACAUGUACGUAAUCAGUAGCAACAAAUGGGUAAACCUAACCAGCAUAUAUUUGGACUGCCUGUUUAGGAGAUUAACCCAGGAAGAUGCAACCAGCACUGGAAAUACGGUAAACACAACGAAAAAUGAAAAAAAGAAAAAGGGAGAUAAAACAAUAUCACAAAAUGUGAAGAACACCUUUUUUAAAAACUUCGAUUUAGAUUCGUAUAUGCCAUCUAAGAGAUCGAGCGUUAGUCUAUUCACCGAUAUGAAAUUUCAAAGGGUGUAUAUAUAUGGAGGGUAUGCUCAGAUAAAAAACACUUCUAGGAAUGCCAUUGGGGCCUACUACAAUGACUUGUGGGUUGUAAAUAUAAACUACACUGGGGAAGAUAAUAACAUCCUGGUCAGUUUUAAAAAACUGAAAAAAAGUAUCUUCCAACCAUCGAAGAGAAUUGGGUUCAGCACAUGCAUUUACAAAAAUUCGUUAAUUUUAUUUGGGGGUGUUUUUGACAAGGUGGAGAAAAAUAACACGAACAAGGCGACAGCGCAGAGUAGCACCCCCACCGGUAAUGUUUCCUCCUUGGAGGAAUCACUCAACAUACAGUCCAUCUUCUUUAACGAUUUAUACUCGUUUGACAUGAAUAAGGAGCACUGGUCCUACCUCAGCCUGAAGGGAAAUAACGAUGUCAGAGAGGUUAACCGAAACGAAAAGGAAAAUAAAAAAAAACGAAACGGAGAACCCAACCCGGGUUCCCCCUCCGGCGGCAGCAGCAGUAAGCAGCUUCUACCGGGGGACCAAGACUCUUUAGGCAAAAGUAGAGAAGGUCGAUUCGGCACCUCCAGAGACUCCGCAUCCGACGGUUACGAUUCAAGUCGCUUCACCGACGGCGAAAAUAAUGACGAGGAGUACUACUCCAACGUGUUUGUCUAUUUUGACGAAAAUGGAAAUAAAAAAACGAUCAAGAUUGACCAGGAAGACGCAGAAAACAGAAGUGGUAACGAAUUGCACAACGAGAAAAAGGAAUUUCACGAAAAGUCCCCAAAAGGAAACUCCCAUGCGUUAAACAUGAAUAAAGAAAUGGGCACCUCGACAAACGAGGUAAUCGACUCGCAUUCGGUGUUUAUGCAGUGUGAGGAGUCGGCACACGCGAGCAGCACUAACAUCGUGGGCGAUUCGAAAAGGGGAAAAAAGGGGUUCGAAAAAUGCUGCAUUCCAAAUGGCGAUCAUGAUGACCCUCAUAAUGGGGGCGACCCCCCUGAGGGAAGAGAUGCACCAGGAGAGUGCGCGGAGCACGACCUAACCGAUUCCCAUUCCGACCCCGACUCUGACACCAACGAGGAAGAAAAAAAAACCAAGUUCGUAAUAAACGACGUGGAGCCCAUCGGCAGAAUCAACAGCCACAUAUUCGUAACGAACAAAACUUUGCACCUACUAGGUGGUAUGUAUGAAUACAAAAACAACGAAAUAAUGUUAAGUGAUCACUGGAAAAUUAACAUUUUCAAAAGAGAAAAAUGGGAACUAGUACAUAAAGGAAAUUUAGAUGACAUUUAUGUGGAAGAAAGUGAUUUGAGCUCUUCCCUUUCCAUAGACGAUGAAGAUAAGGAUGAAAAGGAAAUAGAAAAUUUGAUCAUUUCUGAUAAAAUAAAAAAAAUGGAAAAUAAAAUAAAGGCAGAAAGUGGAGGCUUCAUUUUUGAUGCCAAUGAAAAUUUAAAUGAAUUCUUCCUCAGAACAAAAGAGCACUGGUUGAAAGAACUAAAUGUGGAUGAAGAAAAUAAAAGAAGUAGAAAAGACGCUUUCGUUCUGUGUGAGCAGAAAUACCAAGUGCUGAAAAAGUACCACAGGAAAAUUCACAAGUAUAGGGAAUUGCUUUUGGCUGAAGAAUGCGGAUCGAGCAUGACUGAGGGAAGCUCCAGCGACCUGGGAGAGGAAUCCUCCAGUUAG
This is a messenger RNA of Plasmodium coatneyi, 2607 nucleotides long. RefSeq lists its product as uncharacterized. The record is from RefSeq and is a predicted model, not a curated record. The transcript has a single exon. The coding region runs from base 1 to 2607 and encodes 868 amino acids. Gene Ontology annotation, molecular function: protein binding. NCBI's taxonomy places the organism in Eukaryota, Apicomplexa, Aconoidasida, Haemosporida, Plasmodiidae.